ACCAGAUUUCCUCCUUGCUCGGUUCGUGGGCCCAGAACUCCUCGCGAUUCCCUUCGUUUCCACCGACCACGACCCGGUUCGGCUCGAUGUCCAUUUCCUCCUCCCCCAUCCCUCCGUGGUUGUGAGGAUCGUCCUCUAGCAUCAAGCUAGCAUGGUCGUGCUCUUCAUGGCCCUCCAUGUUGCCGUAGGAAGGAUUGCAAUCAAUGGGAGAGCCUCCGGCGUUGGGAAGGGUGUCGAGUCGUUCUUGCCUUCUUGCCGUGGUGUUGCAUCGUACAGCACUGUACAGGUCCCCCGCCCCCGUGUCAACGCAACGCAACGGACUCCGAGCGACACUGCGCAAACGAAUUCCGUCCGAACUUCGCUCGCGCGAGAUUCCCCAGGAAACUACUGGUCCGUAGCGAAACAACGAGGACAACCGCGCGUUUUGGAAUUCCGCGUUGCGCGCUCGGAACAUCGGACGGCUUUCUCGUUGUUCUUUUUCGGAGUCAAACGGCCGGGAUCUUCGGUUCGAAAGGUAUGCUAGGAUGUUGCCGCUAUACCCUACCAUACCUACUUUCUAUGAUGCAUUGUGAUAUGUAGUAGUAAUUAGUAGUAGUAAUAGUUAUACUGUGUGUG
Pseudo-nitzschia multistriata is the source of this 615-nucleotide messenger RNA. The record is from the annotation of a GenBank genome assembly. Lineage: Eukaryota; Bacillariophyta; Bacillariophyceae; Bacillariales; Bacillariaceae.